AUGUCUUUGCAAGAAGCUGUAAAGGAGAUUCAGUCCUCCUUCGACGUCAGUCAGGAGGUUCUUCAACGUUCUGUUGACAAAUUCAUUGAACUUGCCAAAAAAGGUCUUGCUUCUAACGAAGAUAAGUUGGGUAUGCCAAUGCUUCCCGCCUACGUGACCCAAGUUCCAUCUGGUAAAGAAAAAGGUACAUAUCUGGCUGCUGAUUUAGGUGGAACCAACUUUAGAGUCUGCUCCGUUCAUUUGAAGGGAGACAACACUUUCAACCUGGUACAGCAAAAGUCCCCAAUUCCUGCUGAUAUGAUGGUAGGAACUGGCGACCAACUAUUCGCAUAUUUGGCCUCCAAGAUAAGGAAAUUCUUGGAAGAGCAUCACGGUGAUGCUUUGGAAGCGGCACAUGAAACAAACAGUCGUGCUAAUUACCUGAAACUGGGCUUCACCUUCAGUUUCCCAACAGCCCAGCACUCCUUGGAUUCAGGAUCUUUGGUACGCUGGACUAAAGGUUUCAACAUCCCUGACGUUGUGGACCAAGAUGUCGUCCAAUUGCUGCAGAAGCACUUGGAUGCAGGGAAAAUUCCAGUCCAUGUUGCCGCUUUGGCCAAUGACACCGUCGGUACCUUGCUUUCCAGAGCCUACUCUGCCAAUGCUAUUGCAGGUGGUAAACAAGGAGAGACCAUAAUCGGCGCCAUUUUCGGUACCGGUACCAAUGGAGCUUACUUGGAGAAACUUGACAAUAUCAAGAAGUUACCUGAGGCUGUUGUAAAGGACCUGAAGGCUAAGGGUGUGACACACAUGGUGAUCAACACAGAAUGGGGUUCUUUCGACAACCGUCUUGAGGUCCUUCCAACCACCAAGUACGAUAGGGAUGUGGACGCACUUACUGCCAACCCUGGUAUCCAUCUCUUUGAGAAACGUGUUUCCGGUAUGUUCAUGGGUGAAAUUUUAAGAAAUAUAUUGGUUGAUUUUCACAGUCGUGGUCUAGUAUUCACUCAGUAUCCAAACUUUGAAAGUCUUCCACAUCGUCUCCGAACCCCUUGGGAUUUGGAUUCCGAGAAUCUUUCUCUGUUUGAGGUUGAUGAUUCGAAGGACAUGAAACCCACAGAAGUUACCCUGUUGCAGGCAUUGAGAUUGCCUACCACUUUGGAGGAACGUCAAGCCAUCCAAGCUUUGACUAGGGCAAUUUCUAGACGUUCUGCCUACAUCUCUGCUGUCCCAAUUGCAGCCAUCAUCAUGUUGACUGGCGCAUUAGAGGGACACCACAUUGAGGUGGACAUUGGUGUUGAUGGAUCUGUUGUCGAGUUUUACCCAGGUUACCGUACAAUGUUGCGUGACGCAUUAGCCUUAACACAGAUAGGCACCAAGGGUGAACGUCGUACGCACAUUAACAUCGCCAAAGAUGGUUCAGGAGUCGGUGCAGCUCUUUGUGCCAGUGUAUCAAUCUAA
Molecule: messenger RNA, 1440 nt
Organism: Komagataella phaffii GS115
Lineage: Eukaryota; Fungi; Ascomycota; Pichiomycetes; Pichiales; Pichiaceae
Product: Non-essential protein of unknown function required for transcriptional induction
Exons: 1
Coding region: 1-1440 (479 amino acids)
Biological process (GO): intracellular glucose homeostasis; glycolytic process; glucose 6-phosphate metabolic process
Cellular component (GO): mitochondrion; cytosol
Molecular function (GO): ATP binding; D-glucose binding; glucokinase activity
Source: RefSeq, a predicted model, not a curated record